UGCAAAGUGGCUACACCCCAACGCACUCGCACCUUAAACUAGUCUCUCGACACAGCUCGAUCUAAGAGGAAUCCUCAGCGCCGUUCUCUUUCCAGUUUCAUCGCCCGUUCCGAUUAAGCUUUUCUGUCUUCGUCCAUCUCCGAGGGUUUUUUCUGUCUUCUGUCAUCAACCACAUGCGCAGAAAUUAAACCGGGAGAAGAGAGAAAAGCAAUAUGAAGAACAAAGCGUCCGCUUUUGUGAAACGCAUGGUCUCCGUCCUGACCUCCGUCGCCAAAUCCAAGUCUGCGGCCAUCAAGAGAAAGACCAGCGCGGUGAAGGGCCGCCUCAUGCUCUUCUCGCUGAUGAACAGCCGGAAGGUCCUGUUCUGUUCCAUCUCCAACAAGAUCCACAGCCUCCUUGGCCACGGCGACGAAGACAGUGACGACGAGGAUGAUGUUGACCAAAGCAGGGCCCUAGUGCUGUACGAGGCCAAGGCCAAUGAGGCGCGGCCUAGCACGAGCAGCACCGCAAUAUACGGCGGAUACGGUGACGAGAGUGACGAUGACGAUAAGUAUCCGGACCUGAGGCACUCGCUCUUUGAUGAGGAAGACGACGAUCUUGACGACGCCGACCCUGGCGGGUCGGUGAUUGACCUGGUGAAGAACGCGAAGGAGGAAGGAGGCGAGUUCUGCCUCGAGGACGAGAUCGACCACGUUGCGGAUCUGUUCAUCAGGAGGUUCCACAAGCAGAUGCGGCUGCAGAAGCUGGAAUCGUUCAAGCGGCUCCAGGAGAUGCUAGGGCGAAGCGUGUGAAGGAGGAGGAGGAAGAAUCGUCAUCGCACGUUGGCUCAUGGAUCGAGGAAAUAUUUGUUAUGCUUCUAAGUAGUUUAUAUUCCAUCUUCUCCUCGGAUGCACCGAACUUAUAUGAGCUUAAUGCACCAAAAUCAUCAGAUUUAUAGUUGCGAUGCACUAAGUUCACGUGAAUCCGAUGCAUUUUCUCUUGUUUAAUUUGACUAGAAAGGCAAUUGGUGUAUGUAAAUUUUCGUUUACGAAUAAAAU
Molecule: messenger RNA, 1037 nt
Organism: Eucalyptus grandis
Lineage: Eukaryota; Viridiplantae; Streptophyta; Magnoliopsida; Myrtales; Myrtaceae
Exons: 1
Coding region: 213-791 (192 amino acids)
Source: RefSeq, a predicted model, not a curated record